GAAACCACCAUUCUAGAAAGGAGAACGCAGAAAUGCACGGACUCUCAGAGGCAUUGAAUCAACACCAAGCUGGCUACUGACGCCACUUCCGGUAUGACAGCUGACAGCUGAUUCCGAAUCCGGUUCCGGGCUUUCGCAUUUCAUUUUCAGAAUCUGACCUUGUGACGUGAAGUAUUUACAAAUCCAAUGGCUGACAAGAAACGCUUAGCUUUUUCGAUCAUUCGGUAUUUACAUGAUCAGUUACGCAAUGGUGGGCUUUCCUCUGAUGCACAGGAGAGUCUGGAAGUUGCCAUUCAGUGCCUGGAGACAGCCUUUGAGGUUUCCAUUGAAGAUAGUAGUUUGGCUGUCCCACAGACUCUCCAAGAGAUAUUUACAGAAGCCACAUUUCAGGAUACUCCGCAAGCAAAUUCUGGGCUAGCCUCCCCUUCUGAUGAGGAUGUAGCUGAAGCUGAAAGUUUGAAGACAGAAGGCAAUGAGCAAAUGAAGGUAGAAAAUUUUGAAAGUGCUGUAACAUACUACACAAAAGCUCUUGAACUGAACCCAAGAAAUGCCGUAUAUUACUGCAAUAGGGCUGCAGCUUACAGCAAACUGGGCAACUAUGCUGGAGCUGUGAGGGACUGUGAAGAGGCUAUUUCAAUUGACCCCAGUUACAGCAAAGCAUAUGGCAGAAUGGGACUAGCACUUUCAAGCUUGAAUAAACACGCAGAAUCUGUAGGAUUUUACAAACAAGCCCUUGUGCUGGACCCAGAAAAUGAAACCUACAAAUCGAACUUAAAGAUUGCAGAACAGAAAAUGAAAGAGUUGCCCAGCCCAAUGGCUCCUCCUGGAGGUUUGGAUUUAGCUGGCUUGCUCAAUAACCCAGGCUUUAUGAGUAUGGCUUCAAAUCUCAUGCAUAACCCCCAAGUUCAGCAACUAAUGUCAGGAAUGAUCUCUAGUGGCCAUGCACCCAUGGCUGGAGCUGCAGCUGUGGGAAACAAUCCUCCAAAUGACUUGGCCGGUCUUAUACAAGCAGGACAACAGUUUGCUCAGCAGAUGCAACAGGAAAAUCCAGAGCUAAUAGAACAAUUGCGCAGUCAGAUACGAAGUCGACCCCCAAGUUCAAGUCAUGAUGAGCAACAUGAAUGAGCAGUGCUGGCAGGCUGAAGGAUAUUGUACUACUUCAUUGGAUUAUGGGCAGAAAGUACUCGAGUGACUACAAUAGGGUCUGUCUUCCUUGGCGGUUUAUGCGAACAGUUACUCUUGGCAUACUUUGUUGGAAGAAACUUUUUUCUUACCUCAUUACCACUUCCUUUCUACCAAUUUUAAGUGUCACUUGCCAGUAUGCACAUUAAGUCUUUCUGCUUCUGUUGAAGAAAAGAAAAAAAAACACAAUGUGUUGUUUUCUUCUCGUCCAUGGAUAUUACUGUCUACAUUGGUUUGAACAGUGGUGUAUGUCUUGGGUCUGGUGCCCUUUAACAUUAAUGUGAUAACCGGAAUGUUACAACUGGAUCAAGAGACAUUUCCUGUAGUUAAUAGGAAACCUGUUAGAUGGACACUCAAUCUUCUGGUUCUGUCAUUACAACAAUAAAAUGAUUUGUGGUCUCUACCUGAAAAUGGGCACUUACUUUAAGUGUGUAGUUGACAUGGGCUCUAUGGGGAAAAUCGGACCUUUCAUCUUCUAGUUUUGAAAUUCCCUUCUCUGCAAGCACUUUGCAGUCUCCCGGAAAUAAUGCAAAUAUAAUUUAAAGACCUCAAAGGUUCUUUAGUAAUUGUCAUCUUAAUGCUCCUAACGAAGAACAUAAUCCUCCAGCCAACUGUAUUAUUAAGGUGUUUUAAUAAAGAAUGACUUACUGCAAAAAACUAA
Molecule: messenger RNA, 1843 nt
Organism: Xenopus laevis (African clawed frog)
Lineage: Eukaryota; Metazoa; Chordata; Amphibia; Anura; Pipidae
Gene: sgta.S
Product: small glutamine rich tetratricopeptide repeat co-chaperone alpha S homeolog
Exons: 11
Coding region: 187-1125 (312 amino acids)
Biological process (GO): post-translational protein targeting to endoplasmic reticulum membrane
Cellular component (GO): TRC complex; membrane; nucleus
Molecular function (GO): identical protein binding; molecular adaptor activity
Source: RefSeq, a predicted model, not a curated record